AUCCAAACCCUUUUAUACGACCUACCCUACAAAUUACACAUAUUUAAAACGUAUGAUGUUACGUGCUUUCCUACCUAGACAACCUUUACUUUUAGGACCAACACAGAAUUUAGUUCGUUGUUUGCUGAUGAGUCACUCUGCCGUAUCCCUGACGUUAUCUAAUAGUAGCAGUAACAACAAUAGCAACAGGCCACUUGUUUUAGUCAAGUCAUGUGGUGACCUCCCACAAGCAAAACUACCCGAAUAUAUCAAGUCAACUCAAGGUAGGCUAUACCAUAUCAUAUGGAGAUCAGCGCCACCUCAGAAUGUAUUCCUUGUUAAGAAGCCGUGGGAUACUACCGUCCGGGAGGCGAUGAUUGAAUUGAUAAACCAUCUACACCAGCAGUACCCUGCAGUGAAUGUUAUAGUUAGUGAAGAUGUUGCAGAUGAAUUAGUGCACGAAACAAGCACAAUUACAAAGCUAUUUGAUCCCAGUAUUCGACAUAUAAUAUAUACUGGUACAAAGCUGGAAAUUGUUGACAAGACUGAUUUAAUGGUUACAUUAGGUGGAGAUGGGACAAUUUUACGUGGGGUUAGUAUAUUUCUGAAUUCAAUUGUUCCUCCAGUGUUGCUGUUUGCUAUGGGGACCCUUGGGUUCUUAUUGCCAUUUGAUUUUAAACAUUGUCAAGAUACUUUUAAAAUGGUAUAUGAAAAUCGAAGUAAAGCAUUACAUAGAAAUCGUCUUGAAUGUCAUGUGCAUCGUGAACAUUGUGUUACGCCAGACUGUGAGAACGAAGAACCAAUUGAAAUGAUUCAUGCUAUGAAUGACAUUUCCUUACACCGAGGUAAUUUACCAAAUCUUACUGCCGUGGAUAUCUUUAUUGAUGAUGAGUUCUUUACCACAACAGUGGCUGAUGGGUUGGUAUUUGCGACUCCUACUGGUUCAACAGCAUAUUCACUUUCUGCCGGUGGUUCAAUUACUCACCCGUUAGUUCCUUGUAUCUUGCUUACACCGAUUUGUCCUAGAUCUCUUUCAUUCCGUCCAUUGAUUCUCCCAAAUUCUUCCGACAUUAAGAUCCGAUUAUCAAAAAAUAACAAUAGAAAUCAAUCAAUUGAGUUAACAAUUGACGGAAUACCCCAGCCUGAUUUAAGACCAGGUGAUGAAUUACAUGUCAGGCUGGAAGAACAAAUCAAAUGCGAUCAUGACAAACAACAGCCAGUAAAUGGAAUAAUGUGUAUCGCCAAAGGUAAAAAUGAUUGGACUAAAGAUAUUAAUGAAUUAUUAGGAUUUAAUAGUGGGUUUAAAAGUCAAACAAAUAGAAAGUCGAAUUUGUAAAUCCUGUUUAUAUAUGGCAUGAACAAUAAUUAUAUUACAUCGUAGUUACAAAUGUAGCCGGAGCUACCAUAUUUCGUUGUAAGUUCCUAGAGAAAAUGUUUACCAAUUCUUAGUUUUGCAUGGGACCCAAAUAUCUCGUAGAUUUGCAAUAAUAGAAGAAAUCCUGCAUAUAUAUAUAUCCUGUUCGUUAAUAUAAAUCCGUUGCCGU
Molecule: messenger RNA, 1523 nt
Organism: Spathaspora passalidarum NRRL Y-27907
Lineage: Eukaryota; Fungi; Ascomycota; Pichiomycetes; Serinales; Debaryomycetaceae
Gene: POS5
Product: NADH kinase
Exons: 1
Coding region: 56-1315 (419 amino acids)
Biological process (GO): NAD+ metabolic process; NADP+ biosynthetic process
Molecular function (GO): NAD+ kinase activity
Source: RefSeq, a predicted model, not a curated record